AGUGACACAACGAGUUUGACACACUAGCUCAGCGCAUCGACGAGUAAUCGGGAAACACAUCGUUUGUCUAAAUAGGACAACACAUUUCGAGUUCUUCUCUUGCGAGACUGUUUUGUUAUUUUCGUGAGCCAAAAUGGUGUCUGCUUCAGCCGUCAUCGUUAGUAAACUUCGCCGGCUCCGAUCCUAUUUUGCCUUCUUCUGUUUUGCUGGAAUAGCCCUGUCAUCUUAUGCUUUUUAUGUCGAGACGAAAAAGGAGCACGAUGAUUCCUACGUGGCCAUGUGCGACAUCAGCGAGUCCAUGAGCUGCUCAAAAGUGUUCUCUUCCAAAUAUGGCAAAGGAUUUGGAUUGCUUCAAUAUGUUCUCGAUGAAAACUCACCUCUUAUCCAACCCAAUCCUGUUUAUGGAGCUAUCUUUUAUGGACUUGUUUUACUAUUAGGACUUGGAAACUAUUUACUUCUGGCCAGGGUUCAGAUGUUGCUGUGUAUCAUGGCCAACAUUGGAUCAGUUUAUUUGGGCUACAUCCUGUAUUUUGUUCUUGAAGAUAUUUGUGUGGUCUGUGUCUCAACCUACUUUGUUAACUUUGUGUUGCUGAUUGUGAACCUCCUUCGCAUAUCAAAAUUGAAACAACUCAGCCUGGAAACUGGUGGGCCAAUUCUCCAAACAGGAGGCUUCAACAAAACCAAGAAGAGAGUUUAGAAUUUUAAAAACUCAAAGUUGUUGAAUACUCAAAAGCCAAAAAGGUUGUGUGAAACAAAUUGGUUAUGGAUUGGUAUUGGGGUUAUCAUGGGAAAUGUGUUAUUUCUGGUUCUCAUUGUUCAGGUGCUCUUUGUCAUUCCUUAGUUGUGAUGUGAUUUGGUUCAGACUUCAGAGCUAUAAUAUAAUAUAUUUGAAAUGCACAUUUAA
Daphnia pulicaria is the source of this 904-nucleotide messenger RNA. It is a transcript of the gene Vkor, whose product is annotated as vitamin K epoxide reductase complex subunit 1-like. Gene Ontology annotation, molecular function: vitamin-K-epoxide reductase (warfarin-sensitive) activity. The record is from RefSeq and is a predicted model, not a curated record. NCBI's taxonomy places the organism in Eukaryota, Metazoa, Arthropoda, Branchiopoda, Diplostraca, Daphniidae. The transcript is spliced from 3 exons. The coding region runs from base 134 to 697 and encodes 187 amino acids. Gene Ontology annotation, biological process: vitamin K metabolic process; peptidyl-glutamic acid carboxylation.